Messenger RNA from Hyla sarda, 852 nucleotides. RefSeq lists its product as uncharacterized. The record is from RefSeq and is a predicted model, not a curated record. Bases 2 to 637 code for a protein of 211 amino acids. The transcript has 3 exons. Lineage: Eukaryota; Metazoa; Chordata; Amphibia; Anura; Hylidae.
AAUGGUGGAUUUUUUAGAUCUAAAGUUAAUUCGGAAUGGGAAUCAAAUCACAACCUCUCUGCAUCGUAAAGAGACAGCAACAAAUAAUGUGUUACAUUUUGGAAGUUUUCAUCCAGGACAUACCCGUAGAGGGAUACCCACAGGUCAAUUUUUAAGGUUGAGAUGUAAUUGUUCGCAAAUGGAGGAUUUUAAAAAACAUGCAAGGGAUCUAACUGAGCGCCUAAGAGUGAGAGGCUAUCCUAGAAAGGUUAUUUCAAAAGCUUUCCAAAAAGCGUUACAUUCUGAGAGAAAUGAUUUGCUGAAACCGAGAAUACGAUUGGAGGAUACAUCUUUACGUCUUAUCACACCGUACAAUAACCGGUGGAAUCAGAUACGACAAUUGUUAUAUCAACAUUGGACUAUUUUGAAAUCUGAUUUGAAGUUAAACUCCCUAAUACCAUCUACUCCAUUGUUGACGGCAAAACGGUCUCGGAACCUAAAGGAUAUCUUGACACAGAGCCUCUUCACUAGACCGAGAGGAAAGAGGAACAAAAGGCAGGAAUAUAUUGGUUCAUUCCCAUGUGGUCUAUGUGGGCCAGACGACACAGGAAUUGAGGAAACAAAUCCAGAAAAACUUUUCUACGAUCUCCUUAGCUGACAGAGAUUUUAGAAGUGAAAGGACUCUGACAUCGGUGGCAGCCCAUUAUAGGAGAUAUCAUGCAGUUUCUGACCGUAAUUGGACCAUUGAGGGAUUAUUUGUCAAGUUACUACUAUACAAGGGGGAUAUUUCAACAUCGUUAAAAUUAUGAUUGAAACUGCAAUACAAAAAAAAGGAUUCAAGAAAUUUUCUGAUUCAAGUGGAAUUUACUUACC